AUGGAACCACGUGCCCGCGCCGGCAGGCACAAGAACAACCUGAACUUUGGGCCCGAGCUGUCUUCCCUCCUUUACGCCUACGGUGCACCUACCCAUCCGGAUAUCGUACACCCGCUGGGUUCCUCCUCGCGCCAAUACCUCUCCGGCCCGCCCACACCCAACACAACACACCCGCCCACACCGUUUACACAGCCCUUCCCGGAGACCUUGCGCGUGCUGGAUGAAAUGCUCACGGACUUCAUCAUCGAAACGUGCCACGAUGCCGUCUCCGUCGCUACGUACUCCGGCCGGGCGAAACUCAAGCUCUCGGACUUCGAAUUCGUGCUGCGGCGCGAUUCUAUCAAGUUGGGGAGAGUGCAGGAGAUGUUCAAGAAGAAGCGGGACAUCGACAACAAGAAGAAGCUCUUCGAUACCAAUGAGGGGCGGGAGGGCACGAAGUUGGCGGUCGGGGAUUUGGUCAAUCUCGGCGAGGUUGUGGGGGAGGAAGGCACAGGGAAGGGAAAGGGUAGGGGAAGAGGACGGAGGAGGAAGAGGGACCGAGAGGAGGCGGAGGGGGGAAGUACGCUCAAUGAAGCUGGGAAGGAGACGACGCCGGGUGCCCGCAGCGAGGAAGAUGGUGAAGAGAGGGCAACUAAAAGGGCGAGGAGCGACGUGGGUUGA
Molecule: messenger RNA, 660 nt
Organism: Cladophialophora yegresii CBS 114405
Lineage: Eukaryota; Fungi; Ascomycota; Eurotiomycetes; Chaetothyriales; Herpotrichiellaceae
Exons: 1
Coding region: 1-660 (219 amino acids)
Biological process (GO): RNA polymerase II preinitiation complex assembly; transcription by RNA polymerase II
Cellular component (GO): transcription factor TFIID complex
Molecular function (GO): protein heterodimerization activity
Source: RefSeq, a predicted model, not a curated record